AAUGAACGCGCCUUUGGCGUUACAAAUAUCAAAACCCAUAUCCCGAUUACACUCGAUCUGGUUGACCACAAUUAUGAUGCCUGGAGAGAGCUUUUCAUGACCCCCUGCUUAGCCUUUGAUGUGCUAGGACAUCUUGCCGGCACGACUCAACCACAAGACGAUGCUGAUGUUGCCUGGAAAAAACGAGACAGUCUUGUAAAGCUCUGGAUCUACGGAACCCUCACGCAGCCCCUGUUCCGAUCAAGUUUCAAAACCGGCGGUACGGCCCGAGAUGUGUGGCUACGCAUCGAAAAUCAAUUUCGCAACAACAAAGAGGCACGGGCCAUACAGCUCGACAACGGCCUACGCACAACUGAAAUAGGUGAUCAAACCAUCCAUGAGUACACACAGAAACUCAAAUCGCUUGCAGAUCUUCUCACCAAUGUGGAUGCGCCGGUCUCUGAUAGGACCCUUGUCAUGUACUUGCUAAAUGGUCUAAAUGAGAAAUAUGAUAACAUUAUCAAUGUUAUCAAACAUAAGGAGCCGUUCCCUUCGUUUGACAACGCAACCUUGAUGCUGGAGAUGGAGGAACAACGAUUGAAGAAGGCUCACAAGAAACCACUACCGGUUCACAAGGACACAUCUUCCUCCACCUCGGGCCUGACUGCUACUGACGAAAGCAACAACACUCAGCCACGCCGAAACCAGCAAACACGGAACAACUCCAACAAUUAUCGGGGUAAUCGCAGAGGCAACCGCUACCGAGGACGAAGCAACUACAACUCUCGCCCUAACUUCAAUUACUGGGCUCCCCCACAGAUGUGGUCCACUCAAGGCCCAAUGACCAACUGGCCGGCCCAGCUUGCAAAUUGGAGCCCAUUCAAUCAACAACAAACAAACUGA
This is a messenger RNA of Brassica oleracea var. oleracea, 882 nucleotides long. RefSeq lists its product as uncharacterized. The annotation marks the transcript as partial. Lineage: Eukaryota; Viridiplantae; Streptophyta; Magnoliopsida; Brassicales; Brassicaceae. The transcript has a single exon. The record is from RefSeq and is a predicted model, not a curated record.